GCUUUUCCUCCCCCUCCAUCCCCGAUUCCAGCGUUAUACCCUUUGAUUCUAAUACCCUGUCUCAUCGCAUCACCCCAAUCCGUCAAAAUGGCCGACUUCCAGACCGUCGCUGAGCAGUUCGUUCAGUUCUACUACAACACCUUCGAUGCAAAUCGCGCGCAGCUGGCUGGUCUCUACCGUGAUAAUUCCAUGCUCACUUUUGAGACCGACUCCAUUCUGGGCGUUACCAGUAUCGUUGAAAAGUUGACUGGUCUUCCCUUCCAGAAGGUGCAGCACCAGGUCGGCACACUUAACGCCCAGCCUUCUAAUGAGAAUGGCGGUAUCCUUGUCCUCGUGACUGGUGCUCUGCUUGUCGAUGAGGAGCAGAGACCCAUGAACUACACCCAGACUUUCCAGCUUUUGCCUGACGGAACUGGAAGCUACUUCGUUUACAACGACGUCUUCCGUCUGGUUUACGGUUAAGUGCGGAAUCGUGGAGGCCGAUGUUGUAGGUUAGGUAGCUUAUGAAGAUUACGAUUAUGAGGGGAUAACGGCUCUGCUGCUACUUCUUCUGCUGUGGGAAUGACUUGUUCGAUUUCCUAGUAGCGGAGUAGUACUGUGGGUAUUGGACGUUCCUUUCCCUGUUAUACACUGGCUAGACUUGAAACCAUAUCACAUUGUCUAUUGAGGUUUUUGUCCUA
Aspergillus caelatus is the source of this 680-nucleotide messenger RNA. RefSeq names its product nuclear transport factor 2 family protein. Lineage: Eukaryota; Fungi; Ascomycota; Eurotiomycetes; Eurotiales; Aspergillaceae. The coding region runs from base 88 to 462 and encodes 124 amino acids. Gene Ontology annotation, cellular component: nuclear pore central transport channel. The record is from RefSeq and is a predicted model, not a curated record. Gene Ontology annotation, biological process: protein import into nucleus. The transcript is spliced from 6 exons.